Messenger RNA from Panicum virgatum (switchgrass), 1077 nucleotides. RefSeq lists its product as uncharacterized. The transcript has a single exon. The record is from RefSeq and is a predicted model, not a curated record. Lineage: Eukaryota; Viridiplantae; Streptophyta; Magnoliopsida; Poales; Poaceae. Bases 1 to 1077 code for a protein of 358 amino acids.
AUGGAUAGGGCAUGGAUGUACAAUGCAAAUAGGAUGGGUGCAUAUUUUCGUGGAGAGCUUGAUAAAUUCAUUAAAGUUGCGGAGAACUACGCAAGAAAGGAGAAGACACAGUUGAUACAUUGCCCUUGCAGAGCUUGCGAGAAUUUGAAAGUAUUUAGCGACCCAACUACAAUCAGAUCGCAUGUGAUGGUGAGUGGUUUUAUUAAGGACUACACGAUCUGGAAGAAAUAUGGCGAGACGGAUGCUCCCCCUCCGACGAAUAAUCCACUGGAUGAAAUCAUACGAGGCGAGGAGUUGGAUAGAAUGUUUGAUGCUUAUUAUGAUUUUGGCAGAGAUGAUGAUGGUGUCAGCGUUGAUGAUGGAGCGGGUGGAUUCCAUAGUGAUGAUGUCGAUGACAGGCCCAUCGAUAGUGAUAGUAGUGAAGAUGAACUUGACGACGGAGAUUUUCUGAGCCAGUUGUUGCGCCACACCAAAGAGGAGGUAUUGGCUACUAGUGCCAGGGGGUUACCAAACUUCGAGACUGUGAGAAAAUCAACAGAGAAAAAUAUAUAUGAACGAUCAAAGGGAUGCCCGAAACACUGGACCGUCCUUCAUUUCAUAUUGGAGCAGUUGACUCUGAAGGCUAAGCAUAGUUGGUCAUAUGGUAGUUUCAAUGAUCUGCUGCGUAUCUUGGCUUGGUUGCUUCCAAAGCCCUAUAAAGUGCCAGCCAACACAUACCGAGCCAAGAAGCUUGUUAGUCCUUUCACGAUGGGUGUUGAAAGAAUCCCUGCAUGUCCAAAUCAUUGUAUUUUGUAUCGUGGGGAUACUUUCAAAGACCUGAAGGAAUGCCCUGUAUGUUCUGCAAGUCGGUACAAAAACAAUGCGGGUUACUGUAGUGAUGACAAUCAAGGUCCAUCCAUUGAGACAGACGACGCUACUUUAGGCAUUUCUGAAAAGCAGAGCAAAAUUCCCGUCAUGGUUAUGUGGCACCUCCCAGUUUCCGAUCGCCUUAGGCGUUUCUUCUCGAACCCAAAGGAUGCUGAGCUGAUGCGAUGUUGUAAUUCAGAUCAGUGCAAGAAGGGUGACAAAAAGCUCUGA